AUGUUACGUUAUUUAGGGCCUAAAUUAAAAAAAUUAAAACGAUUAAAUAUACAUAUGCAACCUGAAUUUUCUACUAAAUAUUUUAUUUUAAAUACAAAUAAAUAUAAUAAUAAAAUGAUUUUAUCUUUUUAUUUAUUAGAGUUAUUUGAAAAACAAAAAUUAAAAUUUACUUUUUCAUUAUCUGAAAAAAUAAUUAAAAAAUAUAUUUUAUUUAUGCACAAAUAUAAUUAUAAAAAAUUUAAUUUAAUUAAUAUUAUUGAAAUACGUUUAGAUAAUACAAUUUUUAAUUUAGGAUAUUCUAUUACUAUUGCACAAGCAAAACAAUUAAUUAUUCAUGGUUAUUUUUUUGUUAAUUUUAAAUUAAUUAAAAUUCCUAGUUUUUUAUUAAAAAAAGGAGAUAUAAUUACUUUAUCUCCUAAAUCUUAUUAUAUUUUUAAAUUAUGUAAAAAAAAUUUAUAUAAAAAAUAUAUAAAAAAUUCUAAUAUAUAUGAUACUAUAUAUAUUUGUAAAAAUACAUUAAUUAGUAUUAUUUAUUCAAUAUUAAAUAUAUAUAAUAAUAAUAAUUAUAAUAAUAUAUUGAUAAUGAAAUAUUAUUCUUAUUAA
Messenger RNA from Eimeria tenella, 603 nucleotides. The record is from the annotation of a RefSeq genome assembly. Lineage: Eukaryota; Apicomplexa; Conoidasida; Eucoccidiorida; Eimeriidae.